GGUUUGAAGUACCUCACAUUUCUUCGAAUCACAGACGAUAUGAUCCCAUAUGCCAGGCAGAGAGUCAUGGCUGCUCCAUUCUGGUGGCAGCCAUGCCCGGAGAGGAUAGCGCUACACCGGAGACAAAUUACUGAACUAUUCUUGGCUCUCAUUUUGGCUGGUGUAUCAGAUGAGGUCAGAAUGAAUCUACGCAAAUCCAGCUUUGACGCUUGGCAGUGCAGUGAUGCGCACAUGUUAGCGUACAUUCGUCAGAUGUUCAUUGACCUUGAUCUUGUAGCAAAUUUUCACAUAGACGAACAGAUUCUCCGAAACUUUCUGAUCAAGGUUUACUACAACUAUAACUUUGUUCCGUUCCACAAUUUCAGGCACUGCUUUUCUGUCACUCAGAUGAUGUACACUUUGAUCUGGACCCUUGACCUCAGGUCACAGCUUGACCAUGUGGACAUCUUCACACUGAUGACCACUGCCAUAUGCCAUGAUCUGGACCACCCAGGCUACAACAAUAAUUUUCAGCAAGCCACUGAAACGAAUUUGUACAAAAGACACAAGGAGUCGCCUCUAGAACACCACCAUGUGGAGGUUGCCAUGGAGAUUCUCAAUGAUGAGUCCUGCGGUAUUGACCAAUUUCUUCCUCCAGAAAGACGCCAGCCUUUUCGUGACCUCAUGACCAAAAUCAUUCUCGCAACAGACCUGGUUAAAAGUAAGGACAUUCUGAAUGCUGUGAAUGCAAUCACAGAACUGGACUUAACCAACGAUGAACAUAAACAUGCCCUGAUGACUGCCUUGAUUGAGGUCUCAGACAUCUCUAAUGAAGCUCGAGAUCUGCACAUCAGUGAGCGCUGGUUGGAUUGUCUGCUGCAGGAGUUCUUUACCCAGCAUGAAGUGGAGACGGCAGAUGGGCUUUCACCGACUCCAUUCAUGGAUAAAGACAAGGUCACAAAACCCUCAGCCCAAAUUGGAUUCAUUAUUGGUAUGUUGCUGCCGAUUCUUGGGGCUGUCAAGAGGUUCUUUCCCAGCAUUCAG
Candidula unifasciata is the source of this 1023-nucleotide messenger RNA. The record is from the annotation of a GenBank genome assembly. NCBI's taxonomy places the organism in Eukaryota, Metazoa, Mollusca, Gastropoda, Stylommatophora, Geomitridae.